CCUUAUUAUAUGGAGUAGUAUAACCCGAAAAUGGGGUCGGCAUUAUCUGUUCUUCUAGUCCUGCCGAGCCAGGGCAUCAUACGCAGAGAGACAGAGACCGGAGCGAGAGCGAAACGUUUCUCUCCCAGAACUUCCUGUGAAAAAUAAUUAUUAUACGCCAUACUUCUCUGUCUGUCGCAUUGAUACUCGAUAACCUUUUCGUGAAAUCAGAUCCAGUUUUGCUGAACAAGUUAUUUGUGGUGGUGAAUGGUGUAACAUGGUGAUGUCUUCUGUUACUUAACAAUGAAUUUCAGGUUUCUGGAUCACAUACCAUGGUUAAAUAUGCAUUCAAACAAGAAUUUGGACACAAGCCUUCCACCCACCAAUACUGUUUUAUCUGUGGGUACUACCUUUGAACAAUCGAAGCAAAAAACUCAGUUUGAUAUCAAGUUGUGGGGAUGGUCCUUGCUUUCAUUUGUUCCUUGGGCUAUCAAUGCUAAAGAUAGAAUUCAAACACCAACCACUAUAAACAAAGGUUUGAAAAGGCGUGCUCGAUCUCAUGGUGUUAUCGAAAAUAGUGGAGCUGGUGGUAACCCUUUGCGCUUUAGACCAUAUGUAUCCAAGGUUCCGUGGCAUACUGGUCCAAGAGGAUUUCUUUCUCAGCUAUUUCCACGCUAUGGGCAUUAUUGUGGGCCCAAUUGGUCGAGUGGGAAAGAUGGGGGUUCUCUUCUUUGGGAUAGGAGACCAAUUGAUUGGUUAGAUUAUUGCUGCUACUGUCAUGAUAUCGGCUAUGAUACUCAUGAUCAAGCCAAGCUGUUGAAGGCAGACUUAGAAUUUCUUGAGUGCUUGGAGAGGCCACGUAUGACUAUGAAAGGAGAUCCCCAUGUUGCUCGGAUAUAUAAGACAAUGUGCAUCACAGGUCUUAAGAAUAUCCUGAUACCAUACAGAAUCCACCUGUUGAAGUUACAGUCUGGGAGAUCCUUACUCAAUUUUGGGUGGCUAAGCAAUGUGAAAUGGAGAGGUAGGAAUUGGCAGAAAAAGGAAAAAUAAUUACAGCUGUGAUCAUCAGACAACAAGGUUGGAAUUACAUCGGUACUUAUCUUGUACUUGUAUUUAAAUUUAUGUUGGACCUUGUUUGUGCUAGUGCUUCAAGGUACAGAGGGAUCACGGCUGUAUAGGAAAUUUGAGAUGGCUAAAACUCGUUUGCCUUUCUCAAGAAUGCAUAUAAUGUAAAUAACUGCUUUUGGCAUCUCUUUUUUUUUUUUUUUAUAUGGUUGCAAAAAUAUAGUAAAAUCCAUCAUGCAAUUGGUAGAUACUUGUGUACUUGUUUUAUUGUAUACAUAUAUGAGACGUUGAUUAGGUAUUACCUUGAGUUUACCCAUA
Messenger RNA from Jatropha curcas, 1362 nucleotides. RefSeq names its product Phospholipase A2 family protein. The record is from RefSeq and is a predicted model, not a curated record. Lineage: Eukaryota; Viridiplantae; Streptophyta; Magnoliopsida; Malpighiales; Euphorbiaceae. Gene Ontology annotation, biological process: phospholipid metabolic process; arachidonate secretion. Gene Ontology annotation, molecular function: A2-type glycerophospholipase activity.